Messenger RNA from Phycomyces blakesleeanus NRRL 1555(-), 456 nucleotides. RefSeq lists its product as hypothetical. Bases 1 to 456 code for a protein of 151 amino acids. The record is from RefSeq and is a predicted model, not a curated record. The transcript has 5 exons. Lineage: Eukaryota; Fungi; Mucoromycota; Mucoromycetes; Mucorales; Phycomycetaceae.
AUGACGAUGGGACUGGCUGGUGAGGGAGAUGAAUGGUUUGUUUCUUUCGUGUACUUCUCGAGACAGAUCGGUGAGAGAUUUGUGGAUAUGUGCCGGUUUGGUAAUUCCCUGAAGAUUAAUGGAAUCAAAAGCUGCUUUAGCAGACAUGCUACUGUCUACAAAGAGCUGGAUGAUCUUGUCCUUGAAAUCUUUAACGCUGAAGGUUUGGGUAGCGUGCGUGUAGAGAUGAUGAAAGAACUAUUGACUGUGAUCAGUUUCGAGACACUCUCAGCAGGAUCAAACUUCACUGAGGAAAGGGUGAUGGUGCUUCAUUUUACCCAUAAUGAAUCGUUAUUCGUCUUCUUGUUUUGCGAUGUAUGCGAGAUCUGCUUCCACUUGCUUCCAUCUGGUGCUGUAAAGGCUGAAGUGCCUCCGGGAUACUACGUGUUUGGGUGGCCGAUAAUUUACCCGGCCUAA